CUUGGAGGGAGACGCGUCCGCAAGGUCUCUGGGUGCAGAUUCGUGGACUCUGUUCGUGGGCGCCUGGCGUAGCCGUAGGUGGCUGCACCCCUGCCCAGUAUGGCAGCUCUACCAUCCCUACCCCCAGACCCCCAGUUUGUCCUCCGAGGUGCCCAGUCGGCGGUGCACGCGCUACAUUUCUGUGGAGGAGCCCAGGAGCAGGGGCACCCGCUUCUCCUCUCAGGGUCCCUGAAUGGGCUGGUGCACAUCUGGAGCUUGCAAACACGGAGGGCGAUCGCCACCCUGGACGGGCACAGGGGUCAGUGUGUGAUCUGGCUGCAGACAUUGUCCCAGGGACACCAGCUCCUCAGUCAGGGCCGAGACCUGAAGAUGUGCCUAUGGGACCUGGCGGAGGGCAGAAACGCUGUUGUGGACUCCGUGGGCCUGGAGAGCGUGGGCUUCUGCAAGGGCUCCAUCCUGGCCAUGGGUCAGGAGCGCUGGAUGCUGGCUGUGCCCGGGAGAGGCAGCGAUGAGAUUCAGAUUCUGGAGAUGCCAUCCAAGACGUCAGUGUGCACCCUGAAGCCAGAGGCAGAUGCCAAGCCAGGCAUGCCCAUGUGCCUGGAGCUGUGGCAGGCUGACUCCAGCCCCCACCCGCUCCUCCUGGCCGGCUAUGAGGAUGGAUCAGUGGCCCUGUGGGAUGUCUCUGAGCGGAAGGUGUGCAGUCGAAUCGCCUGCCACACAGAGCCCGUCAUGGGCCUUGACUUUGACUCCCAGAAGGCCAGGGGCGUCUCAGGCUCUGCGGAGAAGGCGCUGGCUGUCUGGAGCCUGGAUGAGCAGCAGGCCCUGCAGGUGUGCAGAACUCAUGAACUCACCAAUCCUGGGAUCUCUGAUGUCAAGAUCCGGCCCGACCGAAAGAUCUUGGCCACCGCGGGCUGGGACCAUCGCGUGCGCGUGUUUCACUGGCGGACGAUGAAGCCGCUGGCUGUGCUGGCCUUCCACAGCGCUACCGUGCACUGCGUGGCCUUCGCUGCGGACGGCCUGCUGGCCGCGGGGUCCAAGGAUCAUCGCAUUAGCGUCUGGUCGCUCUACACACGCUCGUGACUUGCCCACCCCCUGUUCUGGACCCACAGAGGACAGAGAGGUGGCGCCCAUGCUUAGGCCAGACCCAGGCAUGUGGAAACUAUGCCUCAGGACCCCCAGGACAGCACGUCGCCGGUUCUCCUCCUUCAGUUACGAGAAGGGCUUAGUCUGUGGAGCCCUCGCUUUUUGCACGAGGCUUGUUUCCUUUUGUGAAGAACAGCAUCUGUACGGCAGUGACUCUGCAGUUUGCAGUAACUGGGCCAGACGUCUGGGCGUGUGUGGCCCGGGUGAGAAGCCAGACUGGGGGUGCUUUACAGUAAACUCAAAGUUGCAAACCUG
Messenger RNA from Miniopterus natalensis, 1398 nucleotides. It is a transcript of the gene GNB1L, whose product is annotated as G protein subunit beta 1 like. Gene Ontology annotation, molecular function: protein binding. The record is from RefSeq and is a predicted model, not a curated record. NCBI's taxonomy places the organism in Eukaryota, Metazoa, Chordata, Mammalia, Chiroptera, Miniopteridae.